AAAAAAGGAGGGAACCGGGGAGCCCACGGCCUGUUGCUAAGCCUUGAAGGAAGCUCUGCGCUUAGGGACUGCAGUCGUGCUCCUUGUUAGUAUAUUGGCCAUUAUUUCCCUGACACAGGGCAGACGGGGCUUCGCUUCCACCACCUGGAAGGGUGGCUGACCUCAUAAACCUGCUGACUUGUGGGAGCACCUGGAAUAGCAAUGUCAGAAAAAGUCAAUAACUUUCCUCCACUGCCAAAGUUUAUCCCUCUGAAACCCUGCUUCUACCAGAACUUUUCUGAGGAGAUUCCAAUAGACCACCAAUUUAUCGUGAAGAGGAUUUAUCAUUUAUGGAUCUUUUACAGUAUCACACUAGUUGUGAAUCUCAUUGCCUGCCUCGCGUGGUGGAUUGCCGGAGGUGAUGGAGUGAACUUUGGUUUGGCUGUCCUUUGGCUGCUUCUCUUCACUCCUUGUAGCUAUGUGUGUUGGUUCCGACCUGCCUACAAAGCCUUCAGGGCUGACAGCUCUUUUAAUUUUAUGACAUUUUUCUUCGUCUUUGGCGCGCAGUUUAUCCUGACCAUCUUUCAAGCAAUCGGCUUCUCCAAAUGGGGAGUGUGUGGCUGGUGGUCAGCAGGCUUCUUCAGGACAAACGUUGUAGCUGCUGUGUUCAUGAUCUUCCCAGCCAUAAUGUUCACGCUAUCAGCCGCCAUGAUGUGUGUGGUCCUUGUGAGGGUGCAUAGGUUCUACCGUGGGUCCGGUGGUAGCCUUCAGAAAGCCCAAGAUGAGUGGAGAAGUGGAAACUGGAGGAACCCACCCAGCAGGGAAGCGCAGUUCAACAACUUCUCAGGCACAAGCCUGCCUGAGUACCCCACAGUGCCCAACUAUCCCUCCGGAAGCCAUUGGCCUUAGACUAAGCCUAGCGGUCCCCAUCCCCACCAGGUGCCCAGCCGCUAGCACCUUCCUUUGGCUUUUUUUGAUUUGAAAAUUUGUUUGCAUUUGUUCUCCCCACUCCCUCCCCCAUCAUCCAGUGGGGGUUAGGGACUGGGGAAAGGUUACUUUACUUUUCUGUGGAAGAGACCAAGCUUCCCCAAAUAUGAGGUUUCCUUUGGAGCAUCCUUUAUAAUUUGGUACAUAACAUUUAUUUGUGCCUGGCUGCCAGUAUUCAUUCAUCUCACUUCAGUCACUUUGCUGUCACAGGCCAGGGAGGCUUUUGCAACCAGCUUGCAGCAGUAAUAGCAUGACUGCC
Messenger RNA from Gracilinanus agilis (Agile Gracile Mouse Opossum), 1225 nucleotides. RefSeq names its product secretory carrier membrane protein 4 (gene SCAMP4). Bases 202 to 888 code for a protein of 228 amino acids. The record is from RefSeq and is a predicted model, not a curated record. The transcript has 8 exons. Gene Ontology annotation, cellular component: trans-Golgi network membrane; recycling endosome membrane. NCBI's taxonomy places the organism in Eukaryota, Metazoa, Chordata, Mammalia, Didelphimorphia, Didelphidae. Gene Ontology annotation, biological process: protein transport.